This is a messenger RNA of Hordeum vulgare subsp. vulgare (domesticated barley), 501 nucleotides long. RefSeq lists its product as uncharacterized. NCBI's taxonomy places the organism in Eukaryota, Viridiplantae, Streptophyta, Magnoliopsida, Poales, Poaceae. The record is from RefSeq and is a predicted model, not a curated record. The coding region runs from base 1 to 501 and encodes 166 amino acids. The transcript has 3 exons.
AUGACACCACCGACACUGUCGCGGAUCCCCAGGGAAGCCACCUUCGCCGCAGAUCCCCACAGGCCGCUGCUGCCCCAGCUCCAAAGGGUUGACGCCGCUUCACAUGCUCUGGUGCGGCCCGGUGUCCAACAACCAUUCCGAGGAACCGAACUCGCCACUGCCAGUGUUCGCCAUCCUCCAGCAAGCGUGCCGCCGUACAUGGACGUCCUCCCAUGGGCAAGCUCCGCCCCUGUUGCAUCGUCCACCCAUGCCAAGUCCUCCUCUUUGCCAAGUGCCGCUAAGCUCCGCCAUGUCUUAGUCACUUAUCUUAACAAGCAGCGUGAAGGUGCAGCUGCAGCCGAAACAGCCAGACACCAUGGUUUUGUGGCUUUGAAGCUACACAUAAGUUGGGGAGAACGUGUACCAUCAGUGGUAGUGAACAAUAUACUGCAGCAGAAUUUAGGUUCUUCUGUUGUUGCUUGUAUAAUAGGUAAACAUACACAAGGGAAGGAGGAAACAUAA